Molecule: messenger RNA, 2465 nt
Organism: Chaetomium strumarium
Lineage: Eukaryota; Fungi; Ascomycota; Sordariomycetes; Sordariales; Chaetomiaceae
Product: Pre-mRNA splicing factor PRP21 like protein-domain-containing protein
Exons: 2
Coding region: 403-2031 (542 amino acids)
Biological process (GO): mRNA cis splicing, via spliceosome; regulation of alternative mRNA splicing, via spliceosome
Cellular component (GO): U2 snRNP; U2-type prespliceosome; catalytic step 2 spliceosome
Molecular function (GO): RNA binding
Source: RefSeq, a predicted model, not a curated record
GUAAUUUUGACAAGAUGUUUACUCCGAAUCUACGGUCCGCAUAACUGGUACCUGUAGUAACUCGGGACCCUAGGUAUCCAAGCUGAUGGUCAGAGGCCAAACCGAACAAUCUGUGUGAUUAUUCGGAACUAGGAAUGAGACCCAGGUGCGAUAGGUAUUGCAGAGGACCCAGUAUCAGACCACGGAAAGAUUCUGGAACAAAAGUUCCAUGUGACAGCGGGUCGGUAAGUUACCUACUAGUAUCCACUCUACCUAACGCAGAUCAGAAUGCACGGACCAUUGCGAAACAGCCUCUUGAAAACGCGACAAGGACUUCAACAAGGCUGCCGAUGACCGCGAAAUAACCAAUCCACACUCAACACCGAAACCAUAACCUACGACAAAACCAUCAACACGGCCGUCAUGACUACUGCGAUGACGAACGGUGAUGCAGCUGCUGCAGCCGCAGCUGCAGCAGCGCUCGAGAACCUCAAGCCGCCACCCGGCGUCAUCAUCCCGCCGCCGGGCGAGAUUCGCGAGGCGAUCGAGAAAACAGCCGGCUACGUGAUGCGCGGCGGCAUCGGUCUCGAGCAGCGCAUCCGUGACAAUCAUGGAAAAAAUCCCAAGUUCAGCUUUCUGAUGUCGAGCUCGGACCCAUACAACGCCUACUACGAAUGGCGCAAGCAAGAGAUCAAGUCUGGGAGAGGAACUGCGGUAUCGGCUGGCCGUGUCGGCGAGGCGCCUGCAGCGCCGGCCCAGGCGAAGCCCGCGGGCCCGCCGAAGCCUCCCGAUUUUCAGUUUUCAGCCCGUAUGCCACGUAUGAGCCAGAAAGACUUGGAGAUCGUCCGACUAACUGCCUUGUUCGUCGCAAAGAAUGGGCGCCCCUUCAUGACACAGCUUGCCCAGCGUGAGGCAAGCAACCCCCAAUUCCAGUUUCUCAUUCCCAAUCACACAUUUCACAACUUCUUUCAGAGCCUGGUCGACCAAUAUUCGAUUCUGCUGCGCGAGAGCGGGGUCAAUGGCGAGGGAACCAAGGCCCAACAGGAGCGUGUCGAUGAGCUCCGUCAAAACGUUACCGACAAGUACAGGCUUCUGGUGCGCGCGAAGCAGAGGGCUGUGUACGCUAAGUGGCAGGAGGCCGAGAGGGCAAAGCAGGAGGAGGAGGAGGCGAAGAAGAAGCUGGAGUUCGCGAGCAUCGACUGGAACGACUUCGUUGUGGUCGAGACCAUCGUCUUUACUGAGGCAGACGACCAGGCAAACCUUCCGCAUCCGACGACGCUUAACGAUCUACAAUACGCUUCGCUGGAGGAGAGAAACAAGGCGUCGGUCAGUUCCAGCCUCCGCAUCGAGGAGGCCUUCCCGUUCGAGGAUACAAGCUACAAUGCGCAUCCUCCACAAACGUACGGUGCGCAAGCGCCCGCCGUGCAGCCGCCUACAUACCCAGCGACAAAUACUCCACCGCCCCAGUCAUACGGUGCUCCUGUGCCUCUUGCCGCACGUACGAGGCCCGCCGAGCAGGAGGCCGCGGAGGCACAGAGGACACAGGAGAGGGAAGAUGAGCGAGCCCGCGUGCAGCAGGCGCAGGCGGACGCGCGGGGCGGUGCCACUCCUAUGAAGAUCAAGGAGAACUAUGUCCCCCGCGCCGCGCAGAGAGCGGCCAACAAGUUCGGCACACAGACAGCCAUGUGUCCGAAUUGCAAACAACAAAUACCGCUCAACGAGAUGGACGAUCAUAUGAGAAUUGAAUUGCUCGACCCGCGGUGGAAGGAGCAGAAAGCCAAGGCAGAGGCCAGAUAUGCUACAACCAAUCUGUCGACAAUAGAUGUGGCCAACAACCUCAAGCGCCUGGCCAGCCAGAGAAGCGACGUCUUUGACACUACCACGGGACAGCCCGUGUCAGAGGAGGAGCUUGCCCGGAGGAAGAAAGUUGCGCUGCACGCGUUCGACGGCAAUCCAGACGGCAAGAGCCAAGCACACAUCAACCAGCUGCAGACGUUCAACCUUGACGAGCAGAUCCGGGCAAUCCAUCAGAAGUUCGCCGACAAGAAGUGAGAGGUUUAUCAUAUGCAUUGGAGCUUCCUGUCGCUGCCCAAGGGAGAAUAGAAGAGGUGGGCCAAUGGACUUGGCAGCGCAGCGCUAGCAGAACCUCGCCGUCACAACCUAGAAGAAGGUGUGACGAGAGGGGUUGCGGUUCGGAGCAUAUACGUGGACCGUAGUGAGCCAAGGUGAGGAUGCUGCCUCGUCAAAUAUCCUCGAGGCUCAUACCGACUGGCCUCACAGCAACACUUGUACAACAAGACUCGGGAUGCUCUUAUGGGAUAUUUUUCGGCGAUACAGAACGGAACUGGGUAGGCAUGUACAGUAAUGGUAUGGGAAUACAGUAGGGAGCUGCUUGCAAGGAACUACAAUGCCAGCUGAUGGAGUUACAACGCACACAAUGUAUUGUACAGUCCACCACAGUCCAAUGUCAUAAUAAGUCACUCCUG